Molecule: messenger RNA, 2247 nt
Organism: Peronospora matthiolae
Lineage: Eukaryota; Oomycota; Peronosporomycetes; Peronosporales; Peronosporaceae
Source: the annotation of a GenBank genome assembly
AUGGACGCCUCCUCCCUCCGCAUCUCCAAGUUCGAUGGAACUAACUUCCACGCCUGGAAGUUCAAGAUGCAGAUGGUGCUGGAGGAACGGGACCUAUGGGAGGUCGUCAGCGGUGAGAUCAAGGCGGAACAGUGCGAGACUCAGUUGGACCAAGCGACGUACAAGAGGAAGUCAAGAAAGGCGAUGGCAGUGAUCUGUCUAGCCAUGGAAGAUUCCCAGCUACCGUUGGUCCGGUCGGCAAGUGGUGCAUGCGACGCAUGGUCAAGGUUGGAAGACCACUUCGAGAAGAAGAGUCUUGCCAACAAGCUGUUCUUGCGCCGUCGCUUCUUCACGACAAUGAUGGAAGAAGGCGACGAUGUGCUAGAACACAUCAACAAGCUCAAGACGCUGGCGGAACAGCUAGAAGCGGUGGGGGCUCCAGUCUGCGAGGACGAUCUGGUGAUCACACUCCUCGGCAGCCUGAGUGACUCGUAUCAAUUCUUGAUCACAGCUUUGGAGUCGCGCUCAGACACUCUUAGCUGGGAGCUCGUGACGUCUCGACUGCUUCAUGAAGAAAUGAAGCGGAAGGAGCAAGGAAGUAAAGGUGAUGAAGCUUCGCAAGGUCAAGCGUUCAUCACAAGGGACAAUCAGCGCAAAGGGCGACCAGUGAAGAAGUCCUGGCCGUGCCACAAUUGCGGAAAGAUUGGUCACUGGAUGGCGGAGUGCCCCUCGCGCAUCCAAGAAAACACGGAGAGACACCGGCCACAGCGUGCUCAAGACAGCGGCGACCGCUAUCGAUCACAACGUGCAAACGUCGCUCAAGAAGAAGACUCGGGCGACUACCUCUUUUCGAUCGGUGAAACGACAUCUGCGAAAUCGAGCGACAUCUGGCUGGUCGACUCCGGGGCGACGCAGCACAUGACGUGCUCCAAGAAGUUCAUGCGGAACUACAAGGGGUUUGACGCUGUGUAUGUCCAUCUCGCGGAUGAUGGAAUCGUCCAAGCAAUCGGCAGUGGGGACAUUGUCAUGUCGAUGAAGACACCCCAAGGGAUGAAGAAAGGUGUGCUCACAAACGUGUGGCACAUCCCAAAGUUAUCCAGAAACCUGUUCUCGGUCGGCCGCUUCACCAAGGAUGUCGGCCCAGUGACGUUCACGAAGGAUGGGUGCUAUGGAGAAGCGAAAGGGACCAAGUGGAAAAUUGGUGCCCGUGAAGGUAAAGGACUGUUCAGGCUGCAAAUGACUCCAGUGGCGCCGGAACAAGCAAAUGCAGCCAAGUCGUCGGGAUGUCAAGGGGGCACCAAGUCGUACCUCUGGCACCUUCGGCUUGGCCACAUAGGUCACGAUGGACUCAAUUGCAUCGUGACGAAGAACAUUGGAAUUGGCAUCGACAUAUCUUCGGUGAAGAAGUGGGACGUGUGUGAAGGUUGUGCUCUGGGAAAACAGACUCGAGUGCGCUUCCAAUCAAACAAUACAGCUCGCACCUCCAAACUCCUCGAAGUGAUUCACAGCGACGUAUGCGGACCGAUGUCGAUGGCAACUUUCAGUGGAAAACGGUACUUCGUGACAUUCAUUGAUGACAAGUCAAGAUACUGUGUCGUCUAUCUGCUCAAGAGCAAAUCUGAAGUUGCGGCGAAGUUCAUGGAAUACGCUGCGAUGGCCGAAACGCAAACCGGAAAGCGCGUGAAGUACCUUCAAAGCGACAAUGGGGGUGAAUACAAGUCCGACAAGCUGGCACGAUUCUGCGCGGAACGGGGAAUACAACAAAGGUUCACACCCCCAUAUACUCCUCAGCUAAACGGAGUAGCUGAGAGAAUGAAUCGCACGCUGGUCGAGUGUGCGCGUUGCAUGAUGGAACACGCUGGACUGGGAAAGAGCUACUGGGGUGAAGCAGUGAUGACGGCGAUGUUUCUUCGAAACCGCUGUCCAACACGUGCCAUUCACCAAGACAAGUCUCCAUAUCAAGUGUGGACGAUGAAGAAACCGAUUCUGGCCAACCUUAAAGUGUUUGGAUGCCACGCGUAUGUUCAAGUGCCUCAAGACAAACGCGCGAAGUUCGACUCCAAGUCAUCACUCUGUCGUUUCCUGGGAUACGCCGAACACCAGAAGUCAUAUCGAUUUGAGGAAGUGUCAACAGGAGCGAUCAAGAUCAGUCGCGAUGCCACAUUCAUGGAAGACAAGUUUGAUGAAGGUCCGCGCAACUACAACGAUGAGUCAAGUGUCGUUGAGUUUGAUGAUCAUGAUGAGGACGAAGAAAAAAGAAGAAGGUAA